This is a messenger RNA of Dovyalis caffra, 1230 nucleotides long. NCBI's taxonomy places the organism in Eukaryota, Viridiplantae, Streptophyta, Magnoliopsida, Malpighiales, Salicaceae. The record is from the annotation of a GenBank genome assembly.
AUGGGGUCUGUUGAAGAGAAAAUCAAAACAGCAGGGCUUGCUAAUGGAACUCAAACAAAUCUUCUUGAGGAAAUGAAGUUGUUGAAAGAAUUUCAAGAUCAGUCUGGUAUAAGGAAGGCAAUAAACUCGGAGCUGUGGUACGCUUGUGCAGGCCCACUAGUUUCCUUGCCUCAGGUUGGAAGUCUGGUGUAUUAUUUCCCUCAAGGGCACAGUGAGCAGGUUGCAGUUUCCACUAAAAGAUCAGCUACUUCACAGAUCCCCAACUACCCAAAUCUCCCUUCUCAGUUAUUGUGCCAAGUGCACAAUGUUACUCAACAUGCAGACAAAGAUACUGAUGAAAUCUAUGCUCAAAUGAGUCUUCAACCAGUGAACUCUGAAAAAGAUGUUUUCCCUAUACCAGAUUUUGGGCUAAAGCCCAGCAAGCAUCCAAGUGAAUUUUUCUGCAAAACUUUGACUGCUAGUGAUACAAGCACACAUGGUGGCUUCUCAGUGCCACGCAGGGCAGCAGAAAAGCUCUUCCCUCCAUUGGAUUACACAAUGCAACCACCAACUCAGGAGCUUGUUGUCAGGGACUUGCAUGAUCAUACCUGGACAUUUCGCCAUAUAUACCGUGGGCAGCCAAAGCGACAUCUUCUUACAACUGGGUGGAGUUUAUUUGUGGGUUCCAAAAGACUUAAAGCAGGUGAUUCUGUUCUGUUUAUCAGGGAUGAAAAGUCACAGUUAAUGGUGGGUGUGAGGCGUGCAAACCGUCAACAAACAACAUUACCAUCAUCAGUUCUAUCUGCUGAUAGCAUGCACAUUGGUGUCCUUGCUGCUGCAGCUCAUGCUGCUGCCAAUCGAAGCCCAUUCACCAUUUUUUACAAUCCAAGGGCAUGCCCUUCAGACUUUGUCAUUCCUUUGAUUAAAUUCCGGAAAGCUGUAUUUGGGACUCAAGUCUCUGUCGGUAUGAGGUUUGGAAUGAUGUUUGAGACAGAAGAGUCAGGAAAACGCAGAUAUAUGGGCACAAUAGUUGGUAUUAGCGACUUAGAUCCACUGAGGUGGCCUGGUUCCAAGUGGCGGAAUCUUCAGGUAGAGUGGGAUGAACCAGGAUGUUCUGAUAAGCAGAUCCGGGUUAGUUCAUGGGAAAUUGAGACUCCAGAAAGUCUCUUUAUUUUUCCUUCUCUGACUUCAGGUCUCAAACGACCCUUGCAGUCUGGUUUCUUAGGAGAUACUGAAUGGGGGGUUUGGUAA